UUUUGUGUUUUGAAUAUUUAUAAAUAAUAUCAAAUGAAUGAUGAAUUGAUAGCUAAAGUAAUUGAACAACUAAAUAUAGAGUUUGGUAGUGAUGUUGAGAAUUUGAGUAAGGCUGAAGAAGUAUACAGUAGACUACAGGAUGAUAAAGAAAAAUAGAAAACACGCUUUCUUCAGUGAGCAGCGAAGUACCAUCACAAGUUACAGCCGUCAUCAAAGACGUUGAAAAUGUCUGUAAGAAUAUUGAAAACUACAACAACGAGUAUCAAACUCUUGAAUCCAAUUUCAACAGUACCAAACUUGAAGUUGAAGACAUGGUAGCAAACUUACAGAAAUAUGUUAGCAAGAUAGAUGAGCUUGAACGACUGAAACUCUACUUGAAAAACAUCCAGGCUAUUGAAAUUAUCAAUCAAGAACUAGACGAUUCUCUGAAUGAAGAGGAUGACGAUCAAGCUCUAUUGGAAUUUGUACGUCUUUGUAAGCUGUGUUCACGACUUCACAAAUCAAAAUGCACUCACCUCGUCUCGUUUAUCAGAGAAACCGUACAUUAUUGGCACAAUCGACUCAAGGACAAAUACUCUAAACAAUUCGAAGAAGUUCUGAAGUCGAUCAGUUGGCCAAUGGUGGGAAGCAAUAUUUUGGCACCAGUUAUCAACUCGGCCGAUAAACUGCAACCUAUCGCCAAAUAUCUCCUGAAAAUUGAACUGCCUGACGAACUGCAACAGAAACCAGUGGUGCGGUCAUCGGUGCUGGUGACUUGCGGUGUUCCACUUCCUCUGCCCAUCACUCUGCUGGUGCGGCCUCUCAGGAAGCGGUUUGUCUACCAUUUCUGCGGCAGCAAACAAACAAACCGGCUCGACAAACCUGAAUGGUUCUUCACACAAGUUCUAACGUGGAUAAGAGAUCACGAGCAAUUUGUAAGCCAAUGGAUACAACCGGUAUUCAAUGAACUUGGAAUGACUGUAGAUGCUAGGGUGGAGUUCAUCAGAGGACUAGUGCAGCUUACUCUGGAGAAACUAGACUCAGAUCUGCCGUCGCUCCAGUACGAUGAUGCCCUGUUCUCGCACGCUGUCGACGAAACGCUCGGAUUGACAAAGAGCUCAAGGAGUCGUUCAGUUAUCCCGAGGGUCUGCUUCUGCCGUCACCAUUCUCACACAGCGCAGAUAUCCUACGUUGGACGCAUCUCGAGAAAAAGUUUGCCGAGAGAAAUGGACGCUAUGUUGAAUUCGGAGACGGCGUGGCAACCAUUCAGUGGGACAGAGGAGGAUCUCCUCAAAGUGACGGAGAUAGGAGAAGCUUUCUUGACCCUACUUAGCACAGUCACUGAUCGAUACCAAAACUUACCUCAGCCUGGACAUAGGUUACAAUUCUUGGAUCUGCAACUGGAGCUGAUUGAUGAUCUGCGUGUUCGGCUGAUCCAGUUGCUGCACUCGGAACGCAGCAAUCCGUUCGACUCCAAUCUGACCGCCAUCUUGAACACGGCCUUCUACAUUAUGACCGCCCUCGAAGAAUGGGGUACCACUCCUCAUUUCCUGAUGUUGCAACACUACAAAUGCCAGCUGGAAACAGUUGGAAAGACAGACCUGACUAAAGUGCAGAUCGCUGCCAUGCAACACGGAUCGGUGUUCGAGGGGAGCAUCCAGCUGCUGAAUCGGAUUGUGGAUGACCUUUUGGAUACAGUUUGCGAAGCAGUCAUGCUUGAAACGAAGGCUAGAAGUCGUGGCUACAGGCGAGAUCGGUAUCCUUGA
Molecule: messenger RNA, 1745 nt
Organism: Nilaparvata lugens (brown planthopper)
Lineage: Eukaryota; Metazoa; Arthropoda; Insecta; Hemiptera; Delphacidae
Product: RAD50-interacting protein 1-like
Exons: 11
Coding region: 312-1745 (477 amino acids)
Biological process (GO): endoplasmic reticulum to Golgi vesicle-mediated transport; regulation of ER to Golgi vesicle-mediated transport; retrograde vesicle-mediated transport, Golgi to endoplasmic reticulum
Cellular component (GO): Dsl1/NZR complex
Source: RefSeq, a predicted model, not a curated record